GUUUUUUACAGGACCGACUUAAAGGGAAAACGACGAAAAAGAAAAACAAGAGUCAAGACAGCUUUUAAAACUCCAACAAAACAAUAUGCGCGCCAUGCGAAAAAUAACUGCUCUGUGGUAAAAGGAGAUUACGAGUCCAUGCAGUAGGAGGUGUAGGAGGGAAGGCCUAGCCAUAUCUUGCCAGUAUGCGCCUCAGAAGAGAAACCGCUGGGGACAUCGACGUCGGCCGUCAAUCUUUCGCAUACAAGUCUGCUGUGAAAUCUGUGAUAAGAUGUCAGAUACAAUCUCUGGUUCAGAAACUGGCCACAGAAACGGGCGAGGAAUCCAUCGUAAUUACAACCAACAGUACUGAGGGUACGUAUGACCAUCUGGGAUCCCACCGGGGGCAGGAAUAUCUGGAGGAUGCUAGAGAAGUCGUCUAUCAAAUGUGCGCAAAGUUCUCACAGUUUUGUGCUGGACUGCAGACAAGGGAGGAAAAGCACAGACCAGAUGAACCUGAUCGGCCCGUAGAUGCAACAAUAUCAUCAAGGAAACGAGCUCUCACACCCGACAACACAAAUAAACCCAACAAACGAAAAUCCCGCCCGAGGAUGUCAAUAAAUGCUCUGUUUAGUAGAGUUGAAGAGUCAUACGAAAACCAGUCUGGCUUUCAGAAUGUAGCACAGUCUGUGCAGAGAUCUCCAUACAAUCUUGACACAACCCCCAUAGGUAAUGAAACGAAAAUGUGUCUUGACACAACCCCCAAAGGUAACAAAAUGAAAAUGUAUGUUAAAGUAAAAACUGAACCUGAGGACACUUUUGUUUCCAUGACAGAAAACGGCGAUUUAUCUGACAGCUUCUCUGGCAGGAAUUCAGACUGUGUUUCACCUAGUGAACAGAUUUCCCCUCCUAAAAUCAUUGCAAAGCACCAGGCGCUGUUUCCAGAAACUCAGCAAAAGAAGUCUGACUUAAGACUUACGGUAAGCGAGGAGAAAGACAAAUAUACAGAAGAUGAUGAUACAAAUGUUUCUCACGUUUUUACUAAGUUGUAUAAAGACACAGAAGAUGGGCAGCCUUUUAAAUCCAGCAUACUUCGGUCUCUGUAUGAACAGCCGCUGUACAAUCUAGAUGCUUAUUGCAUGAGUGGAAACAAUAUGGACAAUGCUGAACGCUCAGAGCAGGCCUUUUCUUCUAAUCUCAGUGAAAAAACGGACAAUUUCCCAGUCACGUCGGAGAACCCAGUCUUGUCCGGUCUUUACGACACCGGCACUUCCCCAAAGUAUCGAAGCAAAAGGAAAAUGGCCAAGAAAUCCAAGCAGAGAGAUAACGACAUGACGGCCACAGAUUUGAGCCUGUACGAGACCUCACCUUCAUCCACUGGUGGUUCAGAAUUGAAGAUUAAAACGUUUGAAUCUGGCGGAAGACUGGUGUAUGCCUGCGACGUUUGCAAGCGAGAGUUGUCCCACCUGACGAGUUAUCGUCGUCACAUGAAGCUUCAUACGCUGGAGAGACCCCACAAGUGUCCAGUGUGCUCUAAGGGCUUCAUUCGCAAGUAUCACUGCAUAGAUCAUCUGAACAAGCAUCACCGAGGUGUGGAAUACGACCCGGAAUCGCUGCAGUUAACCGGAAACAGCAAAGAUAUGGAAUUGCAGGGAUUAGCUGAGCCAUCAGCGUUGUCCGAUUCUAACAGCGUGUCACCAAGUGAUUUUAAUUAUACUCUGGAUCAGUCAGGGGAGGGAUGUUCAGAUCUGGACCAAUCAGGAAGCGGGGACAUGGGAAUCAGCCAAUCGGCUUCCAGCAUUUUGUCUGAGCUUGCCAGGUCAGCAGCAUUGGAGAAAAGUCAAAAGGAAACAUUUGCAAAGAAAUUACAGCUUGCCAGUUCUGAAGAAAAUGGACAUGUAAUUGACACAAAUCAAGAGAUUUUACAUUCAGGUUUAGAAAUCAAGCCUUGCAACAGUUCGCCUAACAAGCUGGACAGUGCGAAUGUCGAGGUUAAAAACGACGCUGGUGGUGGAAUAAAGGCCAUUAUAGCUCAUUUGAAAUCAUCAUCCAGAAGGAAAAAACAGGCUGAAGAAGCUGAAAGUGCACUGGGCCACAAGCCUGAUAUGUAGUUUCCAUUAGAAUACUUAAUUUGAGUCACGCUGUGGGAUAAGACCGGUCUUCAUGCAAAUGCGUAAAGUGUCGUCCUGGGUAAGUCUGUGCUGUGCGCACAGGCUAAUCAGGAAUGACACUUUCCGGCCAGAUUUGGUUUUUGUUUCAAAUAGACUUCCUUGAAACAAAAAAUUCAGAAAAGCUGAAAGUGUUGUCCCAGAUUAGCCUGUACUGACACUUUACGCCCAUGCAUUAAGCCCAGUUUGCCAGGAGAAAAUCUCAUUUACAUAAAUAGCAUUAAAAGCUUUGGUCCUGUGAUUAAAUUGUUCUCAUUUGGGAUAUGCUAAUUGUGUAUUUUGUUUGAUACUUUGUGUUCAGAAGCAAUGUUGGAUGUCAAUGUAUAACAAAUUUAUUUAGCAAUUAUUACUUAUAGAGGACAUGUUGGUAUAGAGAAUUUUCUGUCACCAUGUAUUUAUCAAGUCAAAACGAUUAGUUGCAGCGAUAUUGUUGCCAUUUUACUAGUCGGCUAAAAUUUAACUCUUCUGUCAUGUCACUCAAACUGAAUUGACAAAUGGUUCUAGUCUUUGGUAGUGAAGUGUUAAAGGUCCUGUUGAGUCACUUGUAUUUUAUUGAAUUUUCAUUUUUACAACUGUAUUAAGGAACAGAUAAUUCAAGAACGAUUCUAUCAAUUUGUGAUGAUAAAUAGCCAUUCUCCUGUGAAAUGAAUCUUAAUAUGAGAAAAGUUGGUAUUGAUUUAACUUUUGUAUUAUUUGUUAUGGUAAAAGAUUGGCACUUCAUCAAAUCCUUUUUCUGUCAGAAAUAAAUAUCGUUGUGUUAACAGAAAUAUGGUGCUGGAUGUUUAUCAAUUGAUAUUGAAUGUAAGGGACAAUAACCAUACAAGUAUUUUUUUUAUGGAUUAAUUUGUUCGUGCUUUCAUUUUUUGUUAUCAUCAAUCUAGUCUUUUCUUGACAUUUUGUAUAAAAAUGUGCAAUUCAUAUUUUGCAAUAUAGUGCAGAUAAGUUCUGUUUACUACAUUUAUAAUGCUACAAUCAGUCAAUCACUAGUCAAGAUACAUGUAGUUUCAGUGGAAUUACAUUUAUAAUACAUAUAUUAAUUCUGUAAAUAGGACAAUUUCAGAAUCUCUACUUCGUGAUUUUGACAUUGUUUCACACUGUUUGCUCUGCAUAUUUUCUUACCAUUCCAUUUGUAUGUUCAUAUUUAUUUUAUAUUAUUAUAUUAUAUAUUUAUAUAUUUUAUUGAUAAAAAGGUUCCUUUAGUCAAAAUUAUUUAUAUGUAAUUAUAGGAGGGUUUAUAUAAAGAAGAAUUGCUUGAUGAAAAAUAUUUUGAACUAAAAACUUAUUUUUGCAUUGUAUACAGUAUAAUUGAAUGAAUGUCAUACAAUAUUGACAUGUAACAGGCUUUUCAGGACGUUUUUCCAGCAUUAUCUAUUGCCAAAUUUAGAUGUUAAUGUAUGUAGCUGCAAUAUUCUGUCUUUAAGUGUUUUUUACAUUUCAAUUUUUUUUUGCUAAGUUUCUGGUCACUUUUUUACUCAUAAAUGAAAUCUAGUCAAAGCAAAAUCAUGUAUCCUUUUUACCAGUAAGGAUUGUGUAGUAAUGGUCAUGACAGUUUUUAAAGCAUUUGCUUCAAUUCUUGCCAAUUUAUAUCAAUACUUUAUAUCAAUAUCAUUUAUAUCAAUGUUGUAGAUAUAGAUGUUGCCCAGCCAGUAUACAUUAUUUAUGUCAAUUCUUGCCCUUUAGCAUUGAACAUUUGGAGAUAUUUCAAUUCAAUAUUUAAAUAUUUAUAAUGGUUUUGCCUGUCGGCCUUAAAUGUUUGUAGAAAGAGUUAUAUCGUGGUUAAAUUAUCUAACUUCUAAGUAUAUGAUUUGUGCAAUUAAAUGUUGCAUUAAAUGUUCACAGAUUUUGUCUUGUCAUAUAAAACUUGAAGUAUUAAGCUCGUGUGAGUUAGACCUGAACAGAUAUAGUAAACAUGUCGUGAACCCAUCUGUAUAUUUUUUCCUAUCUUGACAAAAAUGCGUUAAUUUAGUAAUGUUAAAUUUAAAGGAUAAACUAUGACACAUUCCUCAAAAAUUAAAAGUAAUAUUGGUUUGCUCAUGUUGGUUUGUAGAUUUGUCUUUGAGUGGACCACAUUCACUAUACAGUUCAGUUUCUUUGGAUCUAAGCUGUUACCUUUUGACGGUUUGAGUCGCUAUUUAUUAAAUUUUAAAUGUUCAAUAUAGAAAGGGUUCGUUUGUUUUAGGAACAGGUCUUGGUAUACUCAAUAGCCACUCACUGUUGCAAGAUUAAGUGCUUCUAGUCAUUAGAUAGCAAUAUUUAUUACUUAUUUAAAUUGAGAUUUGUUUUUGUUUCGUUUGAAAAACAUUUAACUGUGUAUUAUUUAUUGUCGAGUCUAGUCAUAUUGUAUGUACUCUUGUGAUGUUUUAAGAUUGAAGAAAAUACAUUUCUUAACUAUUGUGUUAUAAUUUACUUGUACAAUUAUUUAUUCGUGAAUAAGUAACUAAUACAAUGAGAGGAUUUAUAGUGGCACAUUGAAAACAAGUACUCAGAUUUAUAUUACAAUAUAUUUUUGUAUCAUUGUAGUUUGGCAUAUUUUAAAAAAUGAGUCUAAUGUCUGAUGAUAUUUUAGCAAUAUUUUUAUAAAAGAAAUGUUCCAAAGUACUUUGUGGCAAAUGAGCAUGUUUUGAUGACAAUAAAUAUUAACUAAUUAUUUAGUGCUUUGCCAAGAACUUGAGCUGUUUACUAGUACAUUCAAGUUGCUAUUUAAAUACAUUUUAAAUAGUGUUUGAAAAGGUGUAAUAGUGUUUUCUUUAAUGAUUCUAUCAUCCUAUUAUUUUGCUUACCGUAAUCGAAUAAAGGCACUUUGGAAAGCAACCUAAGAUUUCAGCAAGGAAUAUCAAACACUGUCACAGCAUCUUAAUGUAGCUUCUGUGUUUAAAUCUUCAAACAGUGUCUUUGUUGGAGAAACUUAAGUACACAAUUCAUGAAUUAAAAAAAAGCUAUUUCUUUAUUUUUGUCAUUAGAAUUUAUAUAAAUUUACUCAUAUCUUUUGUUGUAUGUUUGUAUGCGUGCCCAUGUAUCUCUGUGACAAGGUUUGGUUUGUUAUUUCUGAUAUGAUAUCAGCAUUAUUUACAUGUGCAUUUUGAUUUUCCAUUUUUGACUCAAAAUGUAGAAAAUCACAGAAUUUGAUUGAUAUUAUAUAUGUUAUUGCAUGGAACACAAAUCAAGUGUGUCAUAUUGUGUAUAUAAAGUUCAUGGAGAUCUACAUUAAUAUAAUUGUUAGCUCCCCUGAGUACAAAGUGCUCAAGUUGAGUUACUGUGGUGGGUGUCUCUCUAGUGUCUGUGUGUUGUUGUGGGUUGUAUUGUCCUUAUUGUCAAGGAAUGAUCCUAGUGUGGGCCUCUUUAACCCUCUACCACUAAGAUAUGUAUUUUGACGCUUUUGUAGUCCCUAAGAAAGUAAAAUUUAAUUUUAGUCCUUUCUUACUAGAUUCAAGUUAUAAAGGCUUCAUUUCCAACCCUUAGUUACUUAUGAGCAGCAAACAGCAUAAAGCCUGAACAGACUGUGAGUCUCGCAGGCUAUUCUGGUUUUAUGCUGGUUGCAAAAGCCAUUUUCACUUUGCUUCUAAUGGGGAAAAGGCUAAAAAAAAUAAAGAUUUAAAGGGUGAAGAUUUAAAAAGAAAAAGAACUAUGCCCGAGGUUUAGUAUUUGCUAUUUAACAUGGUUUAGCUGUCCUCUGACAAGUUUGCUCAAAACAUGCGUAAGGGUUGCAAAUCGGCCACAUCCUGAGAGUAAUUUUUGUUACAUAAUAUGUACAAAAUGACAUCUUUAAACUGCUUCUUAUAUAUUAGCCGCAAGUCCCAUAUGUUCAAACCAUGGACCUGCCCUGGGGAACUUGAUUUCCUAGUAUGUAUACAAUUAAAAGUUUAAAAAUCUGUUUGACCCGAACAAUUAAGGGGAUAGCCUAGAUGUUCGUAUAAAUCAACAUGCAAUGGCCCUGUGUACAAUUGUUCGGGCUUUUGGGAUCAAAACUUUUAACACCCCAGUGAUCACAUGUUUUUAUAAAUAGACUGUAAUUGAAAAUGACUAAUACCUCAGAUACCUUAUGGUUGAGACGUUUGGUACUCUUAUAUUUAACAUCAUAUAGUGGUCUUCUGCCCAGUGUAUGAUUUAAAUCUUUGCUGUAUUAAAAUGUUCACGUUCAGGAGGGUAAUUUUUUACCUUAUUAUACUAAGUAAACAUUAAAAAUAAAUCAAACAAUUUCUUUCCCAAAUAUCACUUUAUGAGCAAAAUGUAAAUUCAGGUGAGCGAUUAAGGGUCAUAAGUUUUUCACUUUGUUCAUUGUGUGUUUUGAAUUGUAUAUUAUUACCAUGACAAUUCACUUAUGUAUGAUUUUUGUCAGUUAAAUACAAUUAUAUUUGUAUUGCCACAGGGUAUUGCAGUAUUGUACAGCAUUAGCAUUUUGAGAAUCAAAAUGUAAAUAUUUGAUUCACGUAUAAAUCAUCUUGUCUUUCAAUCAGAUCUUUUGCGAUUAUCAUAGAGUUACUUAGCAAAAGCUUAACAAAAGCUGUCCCUGAAAUUGGGAAUUCUUUCUUAAAUUGAACUAAUGACUUUUAAGUUAAUAAACAAAAAAAAUCUGAACAAUCAAAUAAUUCAGCUCUUUAUUUCUUAAAGGCUGGAAAUCUAGCCAUCAAAAGGGACUAGGUUUGGCACUUGGGGAAAACAUUUGGCCAUUGGGAAUAUUUUCUCUUGUAUAACUGCUAUAAAAUCGGCAAAAAAGCCUCUUAUUAUAUUGUUGAACAGAAAGUAUUACAAUUUUGUAUUAAAUGCGAAUCAAAAGAACUGAAGUAACAGUUUUGUACUGAUGCUUUUGCUUUUAUAUAUCCAUUUUACAACUGUUAAUUCAUGUAGAAAUACAGCACCCUAAAAUUCAGAUGAAAUUAAGUUAAUAUUUUGAUUUCGUUUUAUGGCAGUUCCACAAACCAUACUAAUAAUUGAUGUUUUUUAGAGACUGGUAUAAAUUAUGUCAAUUUCUCGGGAAUGUAAUAAAUUUUCCAGUAGUAGAUUAAUAAAACAUUGUAAGUGAAGUAAUACUUGAAAAAUACAGAAUGAACCUGGAAUAAGACCUAUCAAUUUAGAUAAAACAGAACAUUUUAUAUUGAAGAUUUAAGAUCUUUUAAUUGCUCAUAGAUUAGAAGAAAUUUUAUAUUGAUUAAUAUUUUGCUAAUUGUCCCCUACUGGUGAAACCGGAGGGGACUUAUGGUUUGCGCUCUGUGUGUCAGUCAGUCUGUCAGUCCGUCACACUUUUCUCGAUCCUGCGAUAACUUUUUAAGUUCUUCAUAUUUGUUCAUGAAACUUGAAACAUGGAUAGAUGGCAAAAUGGAUAGUAUGCACGUCAUUUCAUUUCGUUCCUACGUCAAGAAUUCUGGUUGCUAUGGCAACAAAUAUUUAAAAAAAAUAAAAAAUUUUACUGACAAUGGUGGAGUUACACCGGUAGGGGACAAUAUUGCUUGGCAAUCUCUUGUAUUUAAUUUAUUGUAUAAUUUUAUGUCCCCCACUACCCCACCACUAUAGUGGGGGACAUAUUAUUUUUGCCCUGUAUGUUGGUUUUUGUCAAACUUUAACAUUUGCCAUAAAUUUUGCAAUAUUCAAGAUAGCAACCUCAUAUUUGGCAUGCAUGUGUAACUCAUCAAGCUGCACAUUUUGAGUGGUGAAAGGUCAAGGUCAUCCUUCAAGGUCAAAUAUAUGGAUCAAAAUCGCUCAUUUAAUAUACACUUUUACAAUAUUGAAGAUAGCAACUUCAUAUUUGGCAUGCAUGUGUAUCUUAUGGAGCUUCACAUUUUGAGUGGUAAAAGGUCAAGGUCAUCUUUCAAGGUCAAAGGUCAAAUAUAUGGGGGGGGGGACAAAGUGUUUCACAAAAAAAUCUUGUUUAAAUUUAACAUGUAUGAUGCUCUGAGACAAUGCGGAUUGGAUGGGUAGAAAAUUCUAUGUUGUAAUGGCCAGGGUAAUGCUGUAUGACGAAUAUUGGUAAACUACAUUGUUUUUAAGUAUCAGUCUUUCUUUACUCUUAUGUUUUAUUAAAAGUGUGAAAAUUGUUUUCAUUAAAUGCAUUUGCUGUUUAUUAGUUAUUGUUUCAUUUAGAAAACUUUUGUCCCAAAAUCAAACAUGUGAGGAAAACAACUUAUAGUAAUCAACAGAAACUUAAUAAACUGUCUUUCUUAUAAAUGCUCAGAUAAAACAAUCAAGGAAUAAAAAAUAUGAUUAUUUCAACUUACACAUUUUGAAUCCGAAGACAUGAUAGGAUUUUGAGAUUUUAGAUAUUAAAUUUUAUAUUAUUUGAGAUUGAUGUUUAAAUUCAAAUAUGUAUUUGUAUGACAUUUAUGUUGUAUCAUUUUUGGAAAUAAAACGAUCCUAUAUAAAUACAUGUGUGCUUAACAUACACUCAAAACCACUUGUAACACAAUCAUUUUAUUAUCCCCGCCAAAUUUUUUUCGGAGGGAUAUAGUAAUUGGUCCUGUCCGUCCGGCCGAAACUUUGUCGAGAGCAUAACUCCAAAUCUAUUCAAUGGAUUUACUUUAAACUUAGAAUAUAAACGGAUGGCAGCUAGGAGAAGUGCAGUGACCAAGAACCACAACUCUAUCUACCUUUCUUUUUGAAUUAUCUCCCCUUUUAUAUAACUUUAAAGUAAAUUUUUGUCCGGAGCAUAAUUCUAAAUAUACUAAAGGGAUUUACUUGAAACUUGAAAUAUAAACAGAUGGCAACUAGGUGAAGUGCAGUGACCAAGAACCACAACUCUAUCUACCUUAGUUUUUGAAUUAUCUCCCCUUUUAUAUAAUUUUAAAGUAAAUUUUUGUCCGGAGCAUAACUCUAAAUCUACUGAAGGGAUUUACGUAAAACUUGAAAUAUUAACAGAUGGCAAGUUGGAGAAGUGCAGUGACUAAAAACCAUUACUCUAUCUACCUUAGUGUUUGAAUUAUCUCCCUUUAUUUAAUUUAAAAGAGAAUUUUUGUCCUGAGCAUAACUCUAAAUCUACUGAAGGGAUUUACUCGAAACUUGAAAUAUAAACAGAUGGCAAGUUUGAGAAGUGCAGUGACUAAGAACCAUAACUCUACCUACCUUAGUUUUUUAAUUAUCUCCCUUUAUUUAAUUUCAAAGUAAAUGUUUGUCCGAACCAUUACUCUAUUGCUAUAUAAGGGAUUCACUUGAUACUUAAAACAAAACCCUUUCUAUAGAAGGGAUUCACUUGAAACUUAAAACAUAAGCCCUUUAUUUAAUUUCAUAGUAAAUGUGUGUUCAUUUCAUAGUAAAUAACCCCAAAUCUACUGAAGGUGUGUUGUAACCGUUUUUUCUUUAUGUUAGUUUUUUUUGGUUCAUUAUUUGUUUGGAAAGUAUACGUACUUGAAGCGGUGGCUUUUUUCCCGCAAUUACGAAAAAUAUUGACUAAACCCUUAUCCCCCUCACGGUGUAAGUAAUUUAACAUUUGUCUUGUUUAUUUAUAUUUUUAAAUUAUAUUUAAUUUAAUUUCAUAGUAAAAUAUUUAGCUUUUC
Messenger RNA from Dreissena polymorpha, 9628 nucleotides. Its product is annotated as zinc finger and BTB domain-containing protein 11-like. The transcript has 4 exons. Gene Ontology annotation, molecular function: RNA polymerase II cis-regulatory region sequence-specific DNA binding; DNA-binding transcription factor activity, RNA polymerase II-specific. NCBI's taxonomy places the organism in Eukaryota, Metazoa, Mollusca, Bivalvia, Myida, Dreissenidae. Bases 186 to 2090 code for a protein of 634 amino acids. The record is from RefSeq and is a predicted model, not a curated record. Gene Ontology annotation, biological process: regulation of DNA-templated transcription.